UGCAAGCAAAAAUAAAAAUAUUUUUUUCGUUUUAAAUGGGCAUGCCUAUAUUUUUAAAUUCAUAUAAACAUACUUGCAAAAUUUAAAAGCUUCCAUUUAAAAUGUACUUAUGAAUUGUCUUUAUAUUAAUGUGCGUAAUUGUUACUUUAUUUUUUAUUGAAUAAAUUUUAUCGAAAUGAAUAAGGAAUUAUAACGUUUUUUAACACUCCAUACGAUCAUGACAACAAACCUUUAAAAUUUUGGUCUUAUGACAUUUAUAAAUGACAGGUUAGAAAACGAGGGUAUUUUUCUAUUUACGUUUUAAAUGCACGUGUGUGGUGUGAUAGUGUAACUAAACAAAACUUCUGCUCGUAAAAAAUGAAAAUGAUAUAAUUUUCGUCGUUGAUCGAUGAACAAAAUAGGAACAUAACUAUUUCGUUAUGAUAAUUUUAAAGUGCUGAUAUUAUAGUAAAAAUAGUAAUCAAGAUGUUGAACAAGAGCUUCUCAAGACUGCUUUGUUAUCGAAAUAUUGUUAGUCCAAGAUGGAUUUUUACUUCAUGCAAACUUUCUGUGCACGAUGAAAUAGAAGUUCAAAAACCCGUCAAAAAGCAAGAACCAAAAAAAUACAAAUUAUCCAUUAAUCCAGAAGUUCGUAAUUAUUUAGUUGAAAAGAAUUUUGGGAAGGACAUAUUAAACUUAUUACCCAAGAAAUUAAUUAAAAAAGGUUUCACUCAACAUUCUAGCUUGUGUCUCAUUGAUGAAAAUGCUGCUGAACGAAUAGUUUCUUUAAUCUAUGAUGAUUUAAGAGAAAACACAUCAUUUGUUGUUGAAUGCUCUCCAGGUUUGGGUAUACUAACUAAUAAACUUUUGCAGUAUGGCAUUCCCAAAAUUCAUCUUUUUGAAAAAAAUGAAAACUUCUAUCUGUCUGAAAGUCCAUUGAUGACAUUAACACAAAAAUACAAAGAACAAAUUGAUUUGAGAAAAUUAGAUUUUUUUUCUGUCUGGGUUCUUUUAUAUAGAGAUCUGAUGUAUAAAGAAGGCUCUUCAGAAGAAUACUUCAGAGAUGCUCCAACCUUUGAAUGGAAAGAUAAAACAGCUAAUCAGAUAAUUGCCUGUAUUCCAAAUAAAUACUUUUUGUCAGCACUAUUAUUUAAUUUUAUACAUCAGACUAGAUUGUUUGAAUAUGGGCGACCAUCAUUCUACUUGGCAGUACCAUCUUUUAUUUGGGAAAGAAUCACUGCAGACAAUAGUGAUGUUAAAAAAAUUAGAUUUUACACUCAGCAAAAUGUAGUUUUACACUUAGCUUUUGAUACAACGUAUUUUGGAGAACUUCCACGAAAAUCUUUUUUGCCUUGGCCAAAAGAAAAACCAACAAAAAAGAAAAAUCUAAUUAAUGAGCUAAAUUGUCCAAUGGUAUUAGUAAAACUUGAAGUUAAAAAGAAUGUGUAUGAUAUUCUAGGCAAAGAAGACUGGAAAGGAUUCUGGUUUUUCUUAAAACAUUGUAUGAGAUCCAAAAAAAGUAGAGUAGUCAUGGAAGUUGAAAAACUAAUAAGUGGUUGUGGGGAAAGACUGGUUGAAAAAGAUUACGAUAUUUGUACUACAUUCAAAGAACUACCUCCCCAAAAGUUAUUGGAAUUAUUUCAAACGUUCAAAUCAUGGCCUGAGUAUGAUGAAAAUUUGUUUAUUCCAUCUUUAAUACAUAAUGAUGAUGCCAAGAAAAAUGAAGAGGAUAAAUUUGAAGGUGAAGAAGAAAAAGAAAAUGAAAGCAGUAUCCAAUGGGAAUCAAAGUGAUUUUUGAGAAAGAUAUUAGAGAAUAAACAUUAUUUUUUUAUUGUAUGAAUGACAAAUCAAACUAAAAAAUUAG
Messenger RNA from Trichogramma pretiosum, 1843 nucleotides. It is a transcript of the gene mtTFB2, whose product is annotated as dimethyladenosine transferase 2, mitochondrial. Gene Ontology annotation, molecular function: rRNA (adenine-N6,N6-)-dimethyltransferase activity; mitochondrial transcription factor activity. The coding region runs from base 466 to 1770 and encodes 434 amino acids. The record is from RefSeq and is a predicted model, not a curated record. Lineage: Eukaryota; Metazoa; Arthropoda; Insecta; Hymenoptera; Trichogrammatidae. The transcript is spliced from 4 exons. Gene Ontology annotation, cellular component: mitochondrial matrix. Gene Ontology annotation, biological process: rRNA methylation; transcription initiation at mitochondrial promoter.